Messenger RNA from Desarmillaria tabescens, 1711 nucleotides. RefSeq names its product syntaxin-like t-SNARE protein TLG2. Gene Ontology annotation, biological process: vesicle-mediated transport; intracellular protein transport; vesicle fusion. Bases 150 to 1307 code for a protein of 385 amino acids. Gene Ontology annotation, molecular function: SNARE binding; SNAP receptor activity. The record is from RefSeq and is a predicted model, not a curated record. The transcript is spliced from 8 exons. Gene Ontology annotation, cellular component: endomembrane system; membrane; SNARE complex. NCBI's taxonomy places the organism in Eukaryota, Fungi, Basidiomycota, Agaricomycetes, Agaricales, Physalacriaceae.
CACAACCGUGCUUGGUGCCUUCGCUGGAAAGAGAACGGUCAGCUGACUGACAACAUUCACGACACAGCACGUACGUUUCGAGAUUGCACAUUUCGAUAAACGAGGAUGGGAAGAAUUGCGUUAAAGGACAAGGGGUGGGGGGCGAUGAGAUGGACCUCCUCAUCGACGGGACUUUAUACGAGACAUGCGAGAUCCGGCAAGUCCGGCGGAGAUCAAAUAAAUCACAAUUUCAAACUUUGUCAACCUGUCACACGUUUGAAUCACAUUUGACUGAUACCGACGAUGAGCAACAGCAGCUCAUCAACCACCACACAGUCGACAUGGAUCUGCCUCCGAAAUGGGUGGACAUCUCCGAACAAGUACAGCUAAUUCUUGCCGACACUCAGGCGAAAAGCAAGUCCCUACUUUGUUCAGUUACAGGUCCAUUCUCAGCGUGCUGUGUACCAACAGUUACUGCUGUCGAAAAGUUACACGCGAAACACGUACUCCCCGGAUUUACGGACCGGUCUCACGAAGAGCAGGAAAUCGAAGCUGCCACGACAGAUAUAACCAAGAAUUUCCGACAAUGUCAGUCGCUAAUUCAACGCAUUGGCGCCGUCUCCGUAUCCCAUACUUUUCCCCCAUCACAAACCGAGGCCCAGACUCUAGAGUAUGAAAUCCAGGCGUCUAAGAAUGUCCAGCGUGGCCUUGCUGCAAAGGUACAAGAAUUGAGCGCCACAUUCCGAAAGAAACAGCGUGUAUACAUGGAAAAACUACAAGGUCAUGCGAUCAAAAACCAGGAUCUCCUGAUCGCCUCAGGAACGAUAUCACUCAGAGGUUCUGAAGGUCUCAGUGCUGUCGAUGAUGAUGUCGAAGCUGCCACCCACACGCGAUCGCAGUCGCUUUCUCUAACCCAAGCUAAUCCUAGCAUCGACCUCCAGACCCGUGAUCGAGAGCUGACGGAAAUCGCAAAUUCUAUCGCGUCUCUGGCGGAGCUGUUCAAAGACCUUUCUGUGUUGGUGAUUGACCAGGGGACAAUACUAGACAGUGUGGAGUACAAUAUUGAGCAGACUGCUGCUCAUGUGAGCGAAGCAGUCCAGGAGCUGAACACGGCGACACGAUACCAGAAAAGUACAGGUCGACGGAAAUGCAUUUUUCUUCUUUUACUCAUCAUUUUUGGGCUCAUCAUUGUUAUCAUUUUCAAACCUAAGCGACAUCACUUAUCGUCACCACCUCCUUCCUCCUCGGAACCAAAAUCAACAGAACGUUCACUGCCGGAUAGCAGGUUUUUGCGGCUGUCUAGGAUACGUCGAUGGACAAAUACAUAGGUCUGGACAUGUAAUAAACUCUGGAUUUGUACGUUUCUUUGUUAUGCCAGAGCUAGGAGACGAAAGAAACGCGGGUGUAGAUAAGCACUCAAGGAACUCUGAUCCAUAUCGAUAUUGCAGCCACUGCCAGCCAGCCGAUAUUGCGCACGUUCAGCUGAUCCGUUAUUUGGCAACAACUUCCGGUAAAUACAGGCCGCAGGGGGGGGCAUGUAAAGGGGGGUGCGUGACAGCUGUAUCCAGGAACUCCAGAGACUCGAAAUAUGCAAAAAAAAAAAAAAACCGAUGAAACUUGACGCGCUUGACGACAGUCGUCUUGGCGGGUCAAAAUCUAGCUCCGAGUCCGAGAGCGUCAAGAGGCACUAGUACUACGUCAUUCCAAUUGAUCGUGAUCGUGUUCCAAUAGG